UUCAUCUCUAUACUCUCUCUUCCAAUCCUUCCGCUGCCCCUUUCUCCGAGCACAGCAUGUCGGGAAUAUGGGCGGCGUACAACAAGGCUUUGGCAGCGCAGCCUCUGCUGGUGAAGGCCAUGACGUCCUUCACCGGGUUCACGGUCGGUGACAUCCUCGCGCAAAAGUUCAUCAGCCCGGAAGACGACUACGACUUCAUGCGAACGCUUCGGCUAGGCACCUUCGGUGCGCUGGUGCACGGGCCGACGGGGCACUACUUCUACGGGAUGCUUGACGCCAAGCUCCCCGGUACCAAGCCGAUGACGGUCGCCUCGAAGGUGGCCAUCGACCAGACUAUCUGGAACCCCAUCUUCGGUGUGAUGUUCUUCACCUACCUGGGGCUGGCGGAGGGCAAGUCGGUCGACGACAUCCAGAAGAAGAUCAAGAACGACCUGGCCACCGCGGUCAUGGGGUCCUGGACGGUGUGGAUCCCCGCGCACACCAUCAACUUUAAGUUCGUGCCCACGUCGCAGCGGUUGCUCUACAUCAACACCAUCCAGAUCGGGUACAACAUCUUCUUGUCUUUCUUGGGCAACAAGAAGGCGGAUGAUGACAGCGUCAAGUCGGCACUUGUGCCGGCCGACGCGGGCAACAUCGAGCGCUUUGCUGAGGAUGCCAAGGAGGACUAGGCUCUCUGGACGUUCACACACGUUCCAACAAGCCUGGACCGUGCGCGAACCGGGAUACAGUUGAAUCGAAACGCUGAGAACCGUCCCGGGAGCGGAUGUGGGGGCAGGGUGGGUUUGGCGGAAAUGCCAGACCUUAUACCGUUUUUUUCUUGUUUUCCCUGACUGUUUCGCCGCUGUUUCGACGAUUUAAGGGUGGGAUGCUUCCUUUUUUGGUGCGUGGGGGGAAUGGUUUGGGAAGGAGCUCUGUUUCCCUUCAGUGGUUCUUUUGGGGCAGCUCUCCCUCCCGCAACACGCUUGCCGCGGGCCCGUGUCAAAGGGUUUUAUUGUUAUUUUUGUAACGUUUCAUGAGUCAAGAGUGUUAUCUGUUGUGAAUCAUGCCCCUUUCUUGUUGCGGAGAACCGAGUGUUUCUUGAAGCGAGAAGAGGUGAGUAUUAACCGAGGAAAAAGUGACAGCUGACAGACAAGUCAGGCAACGCCACUUUUGUCGCGAUCAGAACGGCGCAACAUUUCCCGCCCGUACCACCCCAACUUCCCUUCGUACCGUGCGCACGUCACCAAGAACCCUCACACGCGUGGUUUGAAGCGCAGUGUCAAAAGUGCUGCUGCGCGAAAGACUGAUGAGCGAGAUAUGUACGUGCGAGAAAUGUGAUGGGCGAACAGCUCUUAUAUAUUGGUUUUGUUGCAGAGGAACGAUCAACUCUAUCCCCACGAGAUAAGCGCAGAGUAUCGAAGGUGCUGCUGCGCGAAAGACUGAUGAGCGAGAUAUGUACCUGCGAGAAAUGUGAUGGGCGAACAGCUCUUAAAUAUUGGUUUUGUUGCAGAGGAACGAUCAACUCUAUCCCCACGAGAUAGUGGUCACUUU
Molecule: messenger RNA, 1530 nt
Organism: Ectocarpus siliculosus
Lineage: Eukaryota; Phaeophyceae; Ectocarpales; Ectocarpaceae
Source: the annotation of a GenBank genome assembly